AUGGGCAAUCAGAAAUUGGAGAAAAAUAAGGCCACAAGGGAACCAAUCAUAGAAGAGCCUCCCAAGGUGAUCCUGAUAUGCUACCAGGUACAGAUAAAUGAAACAUCAGGCACAGAUUUCAUCCUUCUGGGCCUCUCCUUUGAUAUAAAACAUAUCAAUCUUUUUAUUGGUGUCAUGCUUCUGAUCUACAUCGUGGCUCUCAUCUUGAAUUCCAUUCUCAUUCUCCUGAUCUGGAUGGAUUCUUACUUCCACAAACCUAUGUACUUCCUGCUCAGUCAGGUGGCCCUCAUGGACUUGAUAUUAAUCUCUAGCUUUGUCUUACUCAUCAACUUUGUCUCCAAAAUGCCCAUUAACUUCUUCUCAGGGAGGAGAAACAUCUCACGGUCGGACUGUGGAACUCAGAUCUUUUUCUUUCUGACUCUAGGAAUCGCCGAGUGCAUCCUCAUCACCCUCAUGUCCUAUGACCGGUAUGUGGCCAUCUGCAACCCUCUGAGAUAUGUCAUCAUCAUGAGUCAUAGGGUCUGUGUACAGAUGGCUGCUUUCUCCUGGGCUGGGGGUGUCAUUACAUCACUGGUACACUCAACCUAUGCCAUGCAUUUCCCCACCUGUGGUUCCAGAGAGAUUUCCCCUUUCCUCUGUGAGCUCACAGCUGUCCUAAAGUUGGCCUGUGAGGACAUCUCUGCCUAUGAGAGGGCUGUGGUGGUGACAAGCAUCAUGGUGCUUCUUAUUUCCUUGUCCCUCAUCUUUUCUUCUUUUGCUCUCAUCUUCCUUGCCAUCCUCCACAUGAACUCCCCUGAGGGCAGAAACAAAGCCCUCACCACUUGCUCCUCCCAUCUGUCUGUGGUAUGCCUCUACUAUGGCCCUGCCAUAGUGAUCUACAUGAGGCUUAGUUCCUAUCAUAAUGCCAAGCUGGAUCAGGUUCUCUUUAUACUCGGCCCUAUUCUCACACCUAUGCUGAACUCCCUGAUUUAUAGUCUUAGGAACAAAGAAGUGGUGUGGGCCCUAAGGAAGGUGCUGGGCUAA
Messenger RNA from Trichechus manatus latirostris (Florida manatee), 1023 nucleotides. RefSeq names its product olfactory receptor 2M5-like. Gene Ontology annotation, biological process: detection of chemical stimulus involved in sensory perception of smell; G protein-coupled receptor signaling pathway. Lineage: Eukaryota; Metazoa; Chordata; Mammalia; Sirenia; Trichechidae. Gene Ontology annotation, cellular component: plasma membrane. The record is from RefSeq and is a predicted model, not a curated record. The coding region runs from base 1 to 1023 and encodes 340 amino acids. The transcript has 3 exons. Gene Ontology annotation, molecular function: olfactory receptor activity; G protein-coupled receptor activity.